UAUUAGCACUAUUGAUAUGGGGUUUUGUAGAGCUAACUAUCUAGGCCAAGCACACAGCGUGUAAUGAUUUAGAAUCAGUAGUUGAAAACCAUUUGCGUUCUUGUCUUAAAUGGAAGUUUAAUUUUAAUCAUCAAAACUUGAGCUACUAAUGAACGAGACCGACCCUAAACGACACCGUUUGGUCAUCUCUGUUCCUAUAAAGCUGAGAUUUUGCGUCGUGGGGGUUUAUGAAGGGCUUUGAUACUAACCUCCGUCUCCAAGCUUCUCCACAACUCUCUAAUGUUUUCUUGCCUAAAAAGCUAAGCGUAACAAACCUCAACUUCAGAUCCUCUUCCUCUUCCUCUCCAGCAAUGUUGAAGCUUUUCUCUUCUCGAGUCCACCAUCUGACUCCGGCGAUUCGUCCGGGGCCCCGCGCAGUGGACUCUCCGCUGUUCAAAGCGCUGAGUCAGCUCACCGGGUUGAAUCGGAGAUCGAGUUCCCUGGGUCACCGUGUUUUCUUCUGCUCCGAUAGCGCGUCCGACGCAGAGGCGGCGGCUGAGGUAGCUGAGGCCGAGGCUGAGGUAGCUGAUUCGAAAUCUUCGUCAGCGAUUGUGUCCACUAACCCUAGACCGGAGGAUUGUUUAACGGUUCUAGCAUUGCCAGUGCCACAUAGGCCUCUUUUUCCUGGGUUUUACAUGCCAAUCUAUGUCAAGGAUCCUAAAGUACUCGCAGCCUUACAAGAGAGCAGAAGAAGACAAGCUCCAUAUGCUGGAGCUUUCCUUCUGAAGGAUGCCCCAUCAACUGAUUCAUCUUCAAGCACCGAGACAGAGAAAAACAUAAAUGAGCUGAAAGGAAAAGAUUUGCUUGAACGGCUUCACGAAGUUGGCACACUUGCUCAGAUUUCAAGUAUCCAAGGGGACCAAGUUAUCCUCGUUGGUCACAGACGGCUUCGCAUAACAGAGAUGGUGAGUGAAGAACCACUUACGGUCAAAGUCGAUCAUCUUAAGGAUAAGCCGUUUGACAUGGACGAUGAUGUCAUCAAGGCAACAUCCUUUGAAGUUAUUUCAACGCUUAGGGAUGUGUUAAAGACAAGCUCACUCUGGAGAGAUCACGUCCAGACAUAUACCCAGCAUAUAGGUGAUUUCACUUAUCCACGGUUAGCCGAUUUUGGAGCGGCAAUAUGUGGUGCAAAUAGGCAUCAAACUCAAGAAGUUCUUGAAGAACUGGAUGUUCAUAAACGGCUGCGGUUAACGCUGGAAUUGAUGAAAAAAGAAAUGGAAAUUAGCAAGAUUCAGGAAACCAUAGCAAAAGCAAUUGAAGACAAAAUUAGCGGUGAGCAACGCCGUUACUUGCUAAAUGAGCAGCUCAAGGCUAUAAAGAAGGAGCUUGGUGUGGAAACAGAUGACAAAUCUGCACUGUCUGGAAAGUUUAAGGAAAGGAUUGAGCCUAACAAGGAAAAGAUUCCAGCGCAUAUAUUACAAGUCAUAGAAGAAGAGCUUACAAAACUGCAGCUGUUAGAGGCGAGUUCAAGCGAGUUUAACGUGACCCGUAACUACCUUGAUUGGCUGACCAUAUUGCCUUGGGGAAAUUACAGUGAUGAAAACUUCGAUGUUGUGCGGGCACAACAAAUUCUUGACGAGGAUCAUUAUGGCUUAUCUGACGUAAAAGAAAGAAUACUAGAGUUUAUUGCAGUUGGAAGGCUUAGAGGCACUUCACAAGGGAAAAUCAUCUGCCUCUCUGGCCCUCCUGGAGUAGGUAAAACUAGUAUUGGUCGUUCCAUUGCACGUGCUCUUAAUCGCAAAUUUUUCCGGUUCUCUGUUGGAGGGUUAGGAGAUGUCGCUGAGAUUAAGGGGCAUCGUCGAACAUAUGUUGGCGCCAUGCCAGGAAAGAUGGUGCAAUGUCUUAAGAGCGUGGGGACAGCAAAUCCUCUUGUUCUAAUCGAUGAGAUUGAUAAGCUUGGGAAAGGCCAUGCUGGUGACCCGGCCAGUGCAUUGUUGGAGCUUCUGGAUCCAGAGCAAAACGCAAAUUUUCUGGAUCACUAUCUCGACGUUACCAUUGACCUAUCAAAGGUUUUAUUUGUGUGCACUGCAAAUGUGAUAGACAUGAUUCCCAAUCCUCUGCUAGACAGGAUGGAGGUGAUUAGUAUUGCUGGAUAUAUUACUGAUGAGAAAGUUCACAUCGCUAGAGACUAUUUGGAAAAAAACGCACGUGGAGAUUGUGGCAUCAAGCCAGAACAGGUUGAUGUGAGUGAUGCAGCUCUUCUUUCCUUGAUAGAAAAUUACUGCAGAGAAGCAGGUGUUAGGAAUCUCCAGAAACAGAUUGAGAAGAUUUACCGUAAGAUUGCUCUUAAACUAGUGCGCGAAGGAGCAGUCCCAGCAGAGCCUGCAGUUACAACCGAUGUCGAAGAAGCUGAAAUUGUGGCCAAGCUCGACGUUGAAUCACCAGAGAAGGACGCUGCUAAAGAAUCAAAGGAAGAGGAGGCUGAAACCAAGAAGAUAUCUGUUGAAAAAGUUAUGAUUGAUGAAUCAAACCUUGCAGACUAUGUUGGCAAACCUGUUUUCCACGCAGAAAAGAUCUAUGAGCCCACACCGGUUGGAGUUGUGAUGGGUCUAGCUUGGACAUCCAUGGGUGGUUCAACGUUGUACAUAGAGACAACCGUUGUGGAGGAAGGAGAUGGUAAAGGUGGACUGAAUAUAACGGGUCAGCUCGGCGAUGUAAUGAAAGAGAGCACACAAAUUGCUCACACCGUCGCCAGAAAGAUCUUGCUGGAGAAAGAACCAGAGAAUCUGUUCUUUGCAAACUCCAAGCUUCAUCUCCAUGUUCCUGCGGGAGCCACCCCCAAGGACGGUCCAAGUGCAGGAUGCACCAUGAUUACAUCAUUGCUAUCACUUGCCAUGAAUAAACCUGUUAGAGAAGACCUUGCAAUGACCGGAGAAGUCACUUUAACCGGUAGAAUUCUUCCUAUUGGUGGGGUGAAGGAGAAAACCAUAGCGGCGAGGCGGAGUCAGGUCAAGACUAUCAUAUUUCCAGAGGCAAACCGGAGAGACUUUGAAGAGCUGGCGGAGAAUGUGAAAGAAGGGCUUGAUGUUCACUUUGUGGAUGACUAUGGAAAGAUCUUCGAGCUUGCUUUUGGCUAUGACAAACAACAAGACUGAUAUAACUCAGAACUCACGUUGAAUUCGGAACUCACGUUAACAGUUUAUUUGCAUUUCAUUCGAUCUUGAGAAAGAUUUAUCCAGGCAGACAAUACAGAACAAAUGAAAUCACAGCCAUUUCCUUUUGCCAA
Messenger RNA from Brassica rapa (field mustard), 3265 nucleotides. RefSeq names its product lon protease homolog 1, mitochondrial. Gene Ontology annotation, cellular component: mitochondrial matrix. Gene Ontology annotation, biological process: chaperone-mediated protein complex assembly; protein catabolic process; protein quality control for misfolded or incompletely synthesized proteins. The record is from RefSeq and is a predicted model, not a curated record. NCBI's taxonomy places the organism in Eukaryota, Viridiplantae, Streptophyta, Magnoliopsida, Brassicales, Brassicaceae. Gene Ontology annotation, molecular function: ATP hydrolysis activity; ATP-dependent peptidase activity; single-stranded DNA binding.